AUGAGAAUGAUAUUUCUCUUUUUAUUAUUAGUAUAUCUUGCACAUGCAGCAGACUGGGCUGUGAUUGUAGCGGGAUCAACUGGAUAUUGGAAUUAUCGACAUCAAGCUGCAGCUGCUUCUGCGUAUCAAUAUUUUAUUAGUCAUGGGGUUCCAAAAAAGAACAUUAUAGUCUUUAUGAGUCCAAGUGUAGCUCAAGAUGAAAAGAACCCCUUCAAAGGAAAAUUGUAUAGUACAGCCUCCAAUCCACCCACGAAUCAAAUGGAAGGCGUGGAGGUGGAGUAUAGCGGUGGUGAAGUGACUGCAAACAGAGUGCUGAAUGUUCUUGCUGGAAAUUCAUUUUCCGGAAAACGAGUUUUGCGUUCCAACUUUAUGGAUACAGUUUACCUCGCUUUCUUUGAGUAUGGAGCACCAGGUGUCAUCACACUUCCGAAAGAUGCAAUUUUUGGCGUGGAUCUAGCAGACACUAUUUCUAUAAUGCACGACAAAAAGAUGUACAAAGAACUGGUGAUUUCUAUUGAUGGCAAGGGAACGGAACAUUUGCUGGAAGGAUUGGAUCUCAAGGCACUCCACAUCCGGUUUUCCUCUCCAUACACUCAAAACCUGGACAACCGCAAUCUCUUCUGUCCCCCACAUGAUAUUGUGAAUGGGAGAAGCAUCGGGAGCUGCCUUUCGACCGAAUAUUCUUACAUUAACUGGAACUACGGGACUCGUCUUCCCUCUUCGGACGAUUCUCUCUUCUCCAAUGAGCCCUCAUUGAUCAAUCAAGAUUCCAAUUGGAGUGUAUAUGACUCAAAGUUUAUGUAUCUUAUGAACCAGUACCUAAAGGACCCGAAGUCUGUACAAUAUCAUCGAGCUAUCCAGGAUGAAGACAAUACUCGAAGUCAGAUUGAAAAGUACUAUCGGCUUGUUCUCUAUGAUCGAAAAGUGAGUGAUCUAGUGAGCAGUUCGAUUACGGAGUGGGAAUGCUAUAAGAGGGGAGUGAAGAAGGUUGAAAAGCUCUUCCUUUGGAAUGAAUACACUUUUCGCUUCUUUGGGUUGAUUGUUAAUUUAUGUGAACAAAACAAAUUCUCGUUCUAG
Messenger RNA from Blastocystis hominis, 1077 nucleotides. RefSeq lists its product as hypothetical. Gene Ontology annotation, molecular function: cysteine-type endopeptidase activity. The transcript has a single exon. Lineage: Eukaryota; Bigyra; Opalinata; Blastocystidae. Gene Ontology annotation, biological process: vacuolar protein processing. The record is from RefSeq and is a predicted model, not a curated record. The coding region runs from base 1 to 1077 and encodes 358 amino acids.